Molecule: messenger RNA, 1182 nt
Organism: Tripterygium wilfordii
Lineage: Eukaryota; Viridiplantae; Streptophyta; Magnoliopsida; Celastrales; Celastraceae
Product: auxin-responsive protein SAUR23-like
Exons: 1
Coding region: 775-1050 (91 amino acids)
Biological process (GO): response to auxin
Source: RefSeq, a predicted model, not a curated record
UACUGAAAUACCAGUUGCUUCUUCUGUCUAUUAUUGUCAAUAAUUUGAGGUGUUCAACAGUUCUUACCCAGGUUACUUGCAUGUGCUUCAAUCAAGUAUCCUAUCUAUGGAUUCACCACCAAGAUUACUUGCAUAUUGCUUGUUGAUUGUGAAUCUUGAAUAGGUCAGCCAUUUGAAUAAAUCCAGUUGGGUCCCAAAUUGCUUGUCCUCUUGGAAGUGUUUGGCCAUAUUGUGUUCAAACAAGUUUCCUAGCUCAAUCACUACCGAGUUUUUUUAUUAAGAGUUUGAAGGCAGAACCAUGUGAUCUUCAGUUGCUUAUGUCUCUAAGAAACCUCACAUGCCCAAGUCCCUCUGCAAUCCAAAGGUCACUUAGCUCUGCAUCCACAUGGCCCACUGUUUGGUUUCCAAUCUUUAGCUGGUCCUGAAUUGGCUUCUGUUGAAAUUGUAGGGGAUAGUGUUUGUCAACCAAAUUGACAAGGUGAUAUUUUUUGGCCCCAGCUUUCUUGUUUUAGUUUGGAAGAAAAAGCCAGCCAUGUGAUACUGUAUCAAUCUAUGUCCACAUGGAAUGUCCCAGCAGCAUAUGAUUUUUGGCCACUCAAUCCAAAUUUAAGAAGAUUUACCACAUUGAACCAUUCAUCUAUAUAUACUCCAAAGUACUUGGUUCUCAACCAACAUAAGUUUUCACAAUCUCUCAAUUAAUAUCUUUUCCUUGAACAACAAACAGUCAAAAAUUUAUCGUAUUGACUUUUUCUCUCAAGAAACCCAAAAGAAAUCAUGGGUAUUCGUUUUCCUAUCAUUCUGGCUAAGCAAAUUUUGAGGCGAUCUUCAACAUCUAUGGAUGUACCCAAAGGGUUCUUACCAGUAUAUGUUGGGGAGACUGAGAAGAAGAGAUUUGUGGUACCUGUAUCGUAUCUCAACCAGCCUUCAUUCCAGGAACUGCUAGGUAAAGCUGAAGAAGAGUUUUGUUUUGAUCAUCCAAUGGGUGGUUUGACAAUUCCCUGUGGAGAAGACAUUUUCAUUAGUGUUACUUCCCAGAUAAACAGAUUAUGAAGUCAUCAAAACUAAGCUUCGUAUACAAUUUUGUAUAGCAGGAAGUCCAUGUAAAUAUUAUUUCUCUUUAAGUAGAUGAGCUCUUUCUCUUGACAAAGAAUUUUGUAUAACGUUCCAUAUAUCAGGAGUAAA